This is a messenger RNA of Amphibalanus amphitrite, 1945 nucleotides long. Its product is annotated as spore coat protein SP87-like. Lineage: Eukaryota; Metazoa; Arthropoda; Thecostraca; Balanomorpha; Balanidae. The record is from RefSeq and is a predicted model, not a curated record. The transcript has 15 exons. The coding region runs from base 174 to 1778 and encodes 534 amino acids.
UCCUGUAACCCCCACCACAGGAGAGUGGGAGGAAAUCUGACAGAUAUGUCAGACGAUUUCUGACAGCACUGUGCCGCGCCUGAUUGACAUUUGGAGGAUGGCCUGGUGCCGAAUGAUAUAAAAACCGGCGGGUCCCAGCCAGAAGGUGUGCGGUCCCAGUUUUGGAGCCAGCCAUGAAGCUCCUCUCACUUCUCGCGCUGCUUUGCGUGGCAGUCCUCUCUACGGAGGCCACCUUCAAAUGCAAGAAAUUUGGUGAGAUUUGCUCCAAGGGCAAAAACUGUGCUCCGGGACUGGGCAAACCGGGCCUGAUUUGUCAGAACAGCAAGAAGAUCGGCGGCUGUGCGGAUCUGUGCCAGUUCGGUGGUAAAUAUUGCCCGGAUGGAAAGAUCUGCAAGUAUUCCAAAGGCAGACGCGUUUGUGUCUUCCCCAAGAAGUACAAGGUCAAGAAGUGCACCAAGUUCGGAAAGUCUUGCGCCCCUGGUCGCAAGUGUAUUCCCUGCUACCUGCGCAAAGGGCUUUGUUGUCGCCGUGCCGCACUGCUCAGAAAGAACUACUGUGGAUUGAAAUACAAGGUCUAUGGCAAGAAGUGUGGUACAAAAUACUUCAAGAAGGGCUGCUACAAGGUUGGCAACUACUGUCCCGACGGCAAACAGUGCCGCAAGUACAAGAACGGCAAACUCGCUUGUGUCUUCAAAAAGAAACUGCCCGCCUGCAACUCCUACGGCCAGCUUUGCGGCAAGAAGAACGACAGGAACUGCCAGUACUGCUUCCUGAGGAAGGGAUUGUGCUGCCGCCGCAGGAAGCUGCUCGGACCGGCUGCCAAGCACUGCCGCUACGGUGGCAAAUGGUGCCCGAAGGGCUUGACCUGCAGACAGAGCACCAAGAAAGGUGUCGUGAUCCGUCGCUGUGUCUACAUUCCGAAAUGCAAACGCGCCGGCCAAUCGUGCGGUAUUUUCAAGAGGAAGGUCUGCGUGAAAUGCGGCAAGAAGCUGUGCUGUCGUAGAGGAGUCACCAAACCGCAAUGCAAGAAGCGUUGCAACGUGUGGUGGAAACAGUGCUCACUGAAGUGUCGCAAGGGCUUCAUCGGCUGGUGCUGCAAGCCCAGGAAAAUCACCAAACCCCAGUGUCUGAAGAGAUGCAAGGGCAAGUACAAGUACUGCUCAAAGAAGGGUUGCGCUAAGGGCUUCCUCGGAUACUGCUGCAAGACUCGCCCCUACAUCAGCCUCAAAAAAUGCCUUCACACGUGCAAGGGCAAGUACAGGUACUGCUCCAAGAACAAAUGUUCCAAGAACAUCCGCGGAUACUGCUGCAAGAAACGUCCAGUCAUCACCAAGAAGCAAUGCCUGAAGACCUGCAAGGGCAAGUACAAGUACUGCUCAAAGAAGGGUUGCGCUAAGGGCUUCCUCGGAUACUGCUGCAAGACCCGGCCCUACAUCAGCCUCAAAAAAUGCCUUCACACGUGCAAGGGCAAGUACAGGUACUGCUCCAAGAACAAAUGUUCCAAGAACAUCCGCGGAUACUGCUGCAAGAAACGUCCAGUCAUCACCAAGAAGCAAUGCCUGAAGACCUGCAAGGGCAAGUACAAGUACUGCUCAAAGAAGGGUUGCGCUAAGGGCUUCCUCGGAUACUGCUGCAAGACCCGGCCCUACGUCUCUCGCGAGAAAUGCAAGGCCUCCUGCAAGUCCACCGGCAUGUACUGCGUGAAGAAGGGCUGCCCCAAGCACUACCGCGGCUGGUGCUGUCUCAAAAUGAGCUGCAAGGGCAAGAAGAAGUGCUAGACCCAUACCCUGCUAGACCCCAUACGACGAUCAACCAGUGAUCUAAAAUCACUAAGAUGACCUGGCUCCGAAAAUAAACGUGAAACCCGUGCUGAACUUACCCGAGCACCCGGGAUGUAUGGUUACACUGCAUGUUUUGGAAUCGGAAUAAAUGAUUGAUGCAUUUA